UGUACGAAAAUGGCGAAGAAAAUAGAGAAGGUUUAUUCAAGUCGGGAUGGAUGGAUGGAGAAAGAGGAAUAGAAUUUAAGAGAAAAUAUUGAAAGAUGACAAUGAAGAAUAAAAAAAUACAGACACCAUAACCUUUUUUCCAAGUCCAAAGUUUCCCUUUUUUUCUUCCCUCUCAUCAUUUGCUCCCCAUAAAGCUCGAGAAUUUAUAGAAUUGAAACUCAAAGAAGAGAAGGACAUAUCUUGAAAAUUGAUGGCAGUGACGAAGUUUCACUGACAGGAAUCAAAUUUAGGGCUUGUUCUCUUUUUUUAUGAUGCUUGCUUCUGAAACGAUUUCUGCGAUUUCUUCCUGUCUUGAGCAGUAUAGUAUACAAUAAUGGUAGAGCUACUAGAGGUUAUGUCUGGAACAGAAAUAUAUUUUGUUGUUGAGAAAGCUUUAUUAGGGUAAACGUGGAAAACCCAGCUCUUGUUACAGUUUCAGUUUACAGUCAUGGAAGCCUCAGAAAUCGUGGAGGCGUUUCAGCGACUGUGACAGUUUCAGAUUAUCUUCUUUGUUUAGCUAUUUCAGUUUUUCUGUCAGAUGCACAACAAUUCUUGCUCUGCAAUAGCAAAUGGUUUCUGAGUAAUACCGUUCUUGCCGAUCCGGUGAGUUCUCACUUCUCAAUGACCCAUCUCAUGUAUUCUUGCAAAAUUUAUAGCAUUACUUGUUCAUUUUUCCUAGUUUGAAUUAUUUCUUUUGGGUUUCAGUUUACCAGCUGAGGCAUACUGUUCCGGUUUGGAUCAAAGAACAAGAACCUUAUAUGCUGAUGAUGAAAAGAUCAAGAGCAGUGACAAAACCAGCUUUAAUAGCUGAUCAGAGCCGUCACCAAUCGCGUCCUCCUGAGCAUAAGUGUGUUAGAAUUAUUCAAUCCUUGUUUAGUUCACCCAAAUUUAGAGACUUCACCUCCAAGUGUCUCUCUGGAGCUGAGGCUUUAAGGAUCCCUACUUCAAUUCUUGACUCUAUGCUAUUACCCCCUUCUGGGACAUUCUCCACCAGAAUUUCCUCGGAAAAGAAAAGCUCAUGGAACAAGAUAUAUUCCAGAGGCAUUGGGCUUGCUCUUGUUGAUGCUCUCAAAGAUGAGGAAGCUGCAGAGAAUUCUGACAAACCCAGCAAUGGUAAUGUCCUGUUUGGAACACAGCUAAGAGUAAAAGUCCCUCCUUUAACAUCUUUUACAUGUUAUCCUUUUGAAUCUCCAACAAGUUCGAAUGGCGUUGGUAUUAAAACCCCAAAUUCACUUGUAUUGCCAACUGGGUCUCAAAGUUCAGAAAUUUAUACAGAAGAUUCUCCAAGGGUGGUAUCCACAGGUGUUCUAUCUUUGAGUGAAAUGGAGCUUUCUGAGGAGUAUACUUGUGUAAUAUCCCAUGGAUCUAAUCCAAGAACCACCCAUAUAUUUGAUAAUUGCAUUGUCAAAAGCCAUUGUUCUCUGCCUGGAAGGCCCCCGUCAAUUUCGGGGAAUUUCCUCAGCUUCUGUUACACGUGCAAGAAGCUUCUUGAGCACACAAAAGACAUCUUUAUUUACAGGGGUGAGAAAGCUUCUGCAGCCACGAAUGCCGGUGCCAAGAGAUGAUGGUGGACGGAGUGGAGAAUUUGGAAUCUGAUGUUUAUCAUCACUCUUGACUCAGAAUUUGAUCAGCAAGUCAAACGUUUUCCAUUUCCAUUAUUGAUUAUGAUUUGUAAGUUUGAGGCUUUUGUCAUGGAGGCGUUGUUUAUGUUGGU
This is a messenger RNA of Prosopis cineraria, 1753 nucleotides long. RefSeq names its product FCS-Like Zinc finger 8-like. The transcript has 2 exons. NCBI's taxonomy places the organism in Eukaryota, Viridiplantae, Streptophyta, Magnoliopsida, Fabales, Fabaceae. The record is from RefSeq and is a predicted model, not a curated record. Bases 798 to 1604 code for a protein of 268 amino acids.